AUGGCGGCGCCACGGCUCCCCCUAGUGGUGCAGGCCCACGUGGACUUGCCGCUGCUUAUGGUCACUCUGCUUGCCUUUUGGACCAGGAUGGGGCGUCUUGCGUACCCCAACUCCGUCGUGUUUGACGAGGUCUACUACGGCCAUUUUGUUUCUCUAUACAUGAAGAGAAUUUUCUUCAUCGACGACAGCGGACCGCCGCUCGGUCACAUGAUCCUGGCGCUGGGAGCCUACCUGGGAGAAUUUGACGGAAACUUCACGUGGAACCGAAUAGGAGCGGAGUACCCAUGCGGCGUGAGCGUGUGGAGCCUGCGGGCAGUACCGGCUGCGUGCGGCGCUCUAUGCGUCCCCCUGGCAUAUUGCCUGACUCUGGAGUUGGGCUUUGGGCGCGCGGCUGCAACGGGAGCAGCGCUUCUACUCUUGCUAGACAACGCUCUGAUCGUCCAAUCGCGGCUCAUGUUGCUGGAGAGCGUGCUGAUCUUCUUCGUCCUGGCGGCCUUCCUGUCUUACCUGCGCUUUCACCGCACCGGGCAAAGGUGGGUAGGAUACGCUUGGAUCCUCCUCUCUGGGACGUCCUGUGCUGCCGCCGUCGGGGUGAAGUACGUGGGUGUGUUCUCCUACCUGCUGCUGGUAGGUGUGGCCUGCAUACACUGCUGGAAGCUAAUUGGUGAAACGCAAGUGAGCGGGCCGAGAGUGUGCGCAGAGUGCAUCGGGCGUGGCGCGUGUCUACUGGCGGUCCCGGUGGGGCUCUAUGUCCUCUGCUUCUACGCGCAUCUGACGCUCCUGCACCGCAGUGGACCCCACGACCACAUGAUGAGUCCCGCCUUUCAAGCUAGCCUACAGGGCGGUCUGGCCAGGAUCACCCGAGGACAACCUCUGGAGGUGGCCUACGGCAGUCAGGUGACCUUGAGGAGCUCCGCCUCCCGCCCGGUCCCAUGUUGGCUCCAGUCUCGCAAAGCUAACUAUCCCGUCAGGUACGAGAACGGACGAGGCAGCUCUCACCAGCAGCAGGUCACCUGUCAUCACCUUAAGGACGUCAACAACUGGUGGAUUGUCAAGAACCCCCGCAGGGCCGAGCUGUCCGUUGGCAGUCCUCCUCAGGCGGUGCAUCACGGAGACGUGGUCCAGCUACUUCACGGGAUGACGUCUCGCUUCCUCAACAGCCAUGAUGUGGCCGCCCCUUUGAGUCCCCACGCCCAGGAAGUGUCGGGAUAUGUGGACUUCAACGUGUCCAUGCCCGCACAGAAUCUUUGGAAAGUGGACAUCGUGAACCGCGAGGAAGAUUCCGAAGUGUGGAAGACCAUUGUGUCGGAGGUCCGCUUUGUUCACGUCAACACAUCUGCCGUCCUCAAGCUGAGCGGCUCAUCUCUUCCCGAUUGGGCGGCGGGUCACGCGGAGGUGGUGGCAGACAAGGUUAAAGGUCCAGGAGGCAGAGCCACUUGGACCGUGGAGGAGCACCGAUACGGAACCGGCGAGGAACGGGAGGCGGAGCUUCAGUCUCCCACCCGCGUCGACGUCGAGCGCCGGAUUUCCCUGUGGUCUAAGUUCACCGAGCUUCAGUGGAGGAUGCUGACAGUCAAACAGGAAGACAUCGAGCACAAAUAUAGCUCCGCACCAUUAGAAUGGCUCACCAUGGAAACCAACAUCGCUUACUGGCUCCACCACUCCACUAAUGCUCAGAUCCAUUUGAUUGGUAACCCCGUCUCGUGGGGUCUGGCCAAACUCAGCCUUUCCACCUAUCUCAUAAUGGCGGCCGUCUACCUGCUGAGAAGGAGGCGGGGCAUCAAAGAUUUAACAGAGGAUGCGUGGGAGCGUUUUGUGAGCACGGGCGCAGUGUGCGUGGGCGGCUGGCUGUUGAAUUUUGCUCCCUUCGUGCUGACUGAGAAGCGCCUGUUCUUGUACCACUACCUGCCGGCUCUGGUCUUCCUGCACCUGCUGGUCCCCGCGCUGCUGGAGCACCUGCACGAACACGUGCUCAGCAUGGAGUGGCAGCGGCGCGCGCUGCGGGCGUGCGCGCUGGCGGCACUGGCUUGCACCUUCCUGUCCUACCGCGCCUUCCGCCCUCUGACCUACGGGAGCCCGGAGCUGUCGGCCGACGAGCUGCGAGCGCUUAAAUGGAGGAGCUCCUGGGACAUCCUGUACCGACGGCGUUAG
Molecule: messenger RNA, 2151 nt
Organism: Nerophis lumbriciformis (worm pipefish)
Lineage: Eukaryota; Metazoa; Chordata; Actinopteri; Syngnathiformes; Syngnathidae
Source: RefSeq, a predicted model, not a curated record